AUGACGAAGAAACGGCGGCUGGAGUUGCUGGAAUCGGCCUUACGUAAGGAAUCUGCCUUAGCCAAGGAGUCGGCCUUACGUAAGGAAUCGACCUUACGUAAGGAUUCGGUCUUGGUUCAGAAGGAUUCGGUCUUAGUUAAGAAGGAUUCGGUCUUAGUUAAGAAGGAUUCGGUCUUACGUAAAGAAGGAGAGGGAGAGGGCCGGGCCGACGCUUUGGGGGCGGGUGGUUCCUUGAAGUCGGGUCGCGUGUUGUUGGGGGCCGGUGCACCAGAGACGGGCGUGAUUGCGGAGACGGCGCCGAAUGCGAUGUCGCUGGUGGCAGAGAAGGUGGCGUUGGAACGGAGGGUGGCGCCGCUGGAUGAGGAGGCGAUGGCGCGGCAGGCGGAGUUGCGCAUUUUGCGGCAACUCGCGGCCGCCCAGCAGCCGUUGCUGCGCCCCCGAGAAGAAACCGGACCCGACCAACAAGAGAGUCGCCGCUGCCGCCGCUGGCUGGGCUGGCGGCCCCACUCCAAGUACCAGCGGCUGUCUGGAAGAGAGAGAACUAUUCUGCUCAAUAACUCCGGCAUUCGGGUCCAAGACUCGGAGGUCCCAGACGUGGGCGGCGGGGUCGGGACUGGGGCGGAUGAGGGCCGCACAGCCGAGCACGUGUAUCCCGUGCUCAAGUUCGAACAUCUGCGGCUCCCGGCGGCGCUGGUGGAACACCUAAAGAGAGAGAAGGGAAUCAGGACACCCUCGCCCAUCCAGCAGGUCUCUCUGCCCACGCUCUUGUCUGGCCGAGACUUUCUGGGUGUCGCGGGCACCGGCAGCGGGAAAACUCUCUGCUAUUUGCUCCCCAUGGCCUUCGUCUGUCUGGCCAGCUACAAGCUUCAGCCCUUCCGGACUCAGUCCUUGCGGAGUCAACACGCUCAGCCACUUCGGAGCCGCAGACCGCCACUCGGCCAAGACGGACGCCCCGGGUCCGGUGGCCCCGGAUCUGGCAGCCCCCCUGGGCCUGGCGCCCCCGGGUAUGACGACCCCGGCACUGAGAGUCCCUGGCCGUGCAGCUUGGUGCUGGUCCCUAGUCGGGAGUUGGCGCUGCAAAUUGCGGGGAACGCGAACGAGUUGUUGGCUGUGCUCUCGGACGCGUACCGCACGCGUGUGCCCUUGAGGUGCGCCUGCGCGAUCGGCGGCGUAUCCACGUCGGGACAGGGGCGCGUGUUGGCGAACAGCCACGGCCUGGUGGCGACGCCGGGGCGCCUGAAGGAUGUGCUGGACAGGGGGUUCUGCGUUCUGGCGGGCGUGCGCUACUUCGUCAUCGACGAAGCCGACCGGCUGCUGGAUGGCUCCGGAUUCCUGGACACCGUCCGGGCCAUCCUGGAUUACCUGCACCCGCGGGACGAGCGCCUGUCGCCAGGAAACCGCCCCCUGCCCGCGCAGAGAGUUCGACCGUGGCUGCAAUCGGCCUUGUUUUCGGCGACGAUGCCACCGAAGGUACGCGAAUUAGCGAAGACGUUGUUACGGUGGCCUGUAUCGGCUUCCAUGGGCAGUGGAAGUGUGCGUGUGUCUUCAGAGGUACGACAGCGCGUGGAGUUGGUUGCACACACGGCGCGUGUGCGACUCAAGUUCCUGUUGCGGGCAUUGGUAGAGACGCCGCCACCGGUGAUUGUGUUUUGUUCCAGCAAGUUGGACGUGGAUGCGGUGUUCGAGACGAUGUUACGACGCGGGGUGGAGGCGGUUGCGAUCCACGGCGGUUUGAGUCAGGAGGACCGGCAGGACGCGUUCGAGCGCUUCGCAGCCGGCCGUGCAGAUGUGCUCGUAGCCUCGGACGUCGCUGCCAAGGGCCUCGACUUCCCGCGCGUCCGCCACGUCAUCAACUACGAUAUGCCCCCAGACAUCGAGGCCUACGUCCACCGAGUCGGCCGUACCGGCCGCGACCAACUCAGCGCUGGCACCACCUCCGGCCGAACCACAUCCGGCCUCGCCACCACCUUCGUCACCUCCGCCUGCCUCGCUAACGAAACUGUCCUCCUCGACCUGCGCUCGGUCCUACUUCAGGCACGUCAAACUCUCCCCAAAUUUCUCACCGUCCUCGCCGAACAUUGCGGCCUCCACCAAACAGAUGUAGAGUGCACCUUCUGCGGCGGUCCCGGCCACAGACUCGUGCACUGCCCUAGACUUCGUAAAAACAGCGGGCGCAACAGCACGCUCUUCUAG
Messenger RNA from Gregarina niphandrodes, 2193 nucleotides. RefSeq names its product helicase. Gene Ontology annotation, cellular component: spliceosomal complex. The transcript has a single exon. The record is from RefSeq and is a predicted model, not a curated record. Gene Ontology annotation, molecular function: RNA helicase activity; ATP binding; RNA binding. Bases 1 to 2193 code for a protein of 730 amino acids. Gene Ontology annotation, biological process: mRNA splicing, via spliceosome. NCBI's taxonomy places the organism in Eukaryota, Apicomplexa, Conoidasida, Eugregarinorida, Gregarinidae.